This is a messenger RNA of Phytophthora infestans T30-4, 210 nucleotides long. RefSeq lists its product as uncharacterized. Bases 1 to 210 code for a protein of 69 amino acids. The record is from RefSeq and is a predicted model, not a curated record. Lineage: Eukaryota; Oomycota; Peronosporomycetes; Peronosporales; Peronosporaceae. The transcript is spliced from 3 exons.
AUGCUGAAGGGCACUAACAAGCCCUGCUGUCUGUUUAUGCUCGUUACCUCUAACGUCGUCGAGGACGGAGACGUCGAGAUGACCGUGCCACAGCCAGUGUACGAGUUCAUCUGUGCCCCACCGCUGGCCAAGUCGGAGCAAGGAGCUCUGAUCCCCUGGUACCGUGACUGGAAUCACUACCAGGACAAGAUUACCAACGCUGUGUUGUAA